This is a messenger RNA of Nerophis lumbriciformis (worm pipefish), 1248 nucleotides long. The record is from RefSeq and is a predicted model, not a curated record. Lineage: Eukaryota; Metazoa; Chordata; Actinopteri; Syngnathiformes; Syngnathidae.
AUGGCGUGGACCCUGGGCGUGGCCUCUCCUAUGCCUGGGCUGCCGGCCACAGGAUUGGGGGAAGGUCAGGGCUCCGAUCUUGGGUCACCCCUCGGCCCCUACUCGGUGUUCUCCUGCUUCCGCCUUCCCCUCUCUUCUCUGCCUGGGUAUUCGUUCCGGCGCGGGUCACUGGCUGGAUGCCUGCGUGUCAGCUGGGUGUCGCUUGCUCCGGUGGGGGGCCCUGCCCUGGGUUUGGUGGGCCAUUGUGUGUUCUACGAUGUGCCGUGCCGGCUGAGGGCCUGCGGCAGUGGCUCGCGAACAAACCACCACCACCGUGUUUGUCGCGCACCCUUUUGGCGCAAAGCUCUCACCGCUGGAUGGACGCGGAGCUCCAACUACCUGUUAGCACCUCGCAUUAAAAAACGGAGGAAUUUUGAGCGCACACUCGUUGAUGGACAGUAUGUCAAGUGGUUUGUGGUGACCUUGAGGUCGAAAAAUCCCGACAGUCUCGCUGUAAGGCGGAGGUGGAAGAAGGUGCGCGCCGAGGACCCAAUCGUGGGCGCACUCUCAUCAGGUUAUGACCGCGUUUUCUCACUUGGACACCAGGCUGCUCCUGCCGCUGAUGAUACUGAUAAUGGGAUGCUUGAUGCUGCACCAGCUGCCCCAGUGAACGUGUCGGUAACCCAGCUGAGAGCCCAUUCGGCCAGGAUCACCUGGAAUGUUCCUCUGGGAGACACAGUGAUUGGAUAUGCCAUCUCGCAGCAGAGGCAAGACGGCCUGAUGCAACGCUCCAUUCGCGAGGUGAACACGUCAAGUCGCUGGUGUGUGCUGUGGGACCUGGAUGAGGACACACACUACAGUGUGCAGGUGCAGUCCGUUGGACUUCAUGGAGACAGUCAACCCAGCCAUGCCAUCCACUUCAGGACGCUAGAAAGAAGCGACCACUACCCAGCUGGAGUGCUGGACCACCACGAACCUGCUAUGGAGGGUUUGGGAAUGACGCCUCACCUGCAGACUGGAGAGUUGCUCAUCAUCACCACAGUGCUGCUGCUGUGGGCAGCUGUUAUCGCCCUAUUCUGCCGGCAGUACGACAUCAUCAAAGACAAUGACUCAAAUGGGACCCGAGAAAAGGCCAAGAGGCCGCUGGUUCCGGUUGCGUCCUCCUACUACAACGCCUCUCCUACUAGCUCUCCCAUCUACCAUAACGGUGCCAUUCACAGUGGCAGGCUUCACCGAGCCUCCUCAUCUAUCAGCAUUAUACGAGUCUGA